GUGACUCGGCAUGUGACAAAAGAUGAUAGUGUACAAACAGCUCUAAGAGGGAAUAUCCGUCCAUUGAUAGAUUCUUCUGCGUUAGCGCUCAUUCCCAAUUUCAGUUGCCUUCAUAACCUAAAAGUUGUACAUUUUUCAAAAUUUUAUAUUUCUGUGAUAUUUUUAGAAAACAAAACUUAAAAUGUGAAAGUUUUAAGACUUUCCUUAUUGUUUUUGUUUAGUAUUUUUAUCUCCAUUCACCAACUUCAGCUCACCACCGGGCACCGGCUUACAACUUUAUUCAACUAGGAUGAAAAGGAAAGAUCAGAAGAGACUUUAUGACUUCACAGAACAUUUAUCAAAGAUUAAAUUAACUUAAGUGAGAAAUUAAAAUCUAGGACAAAAAAAAAGUAACCAACAUUUCUUGUUAGUAGACUUAAUUGUGCAUUAUUAUGAUGAAGUUGUGUUAUACAACUUCACUAAAAUGACGUUUACGCAAAAAAAAAAAAAACUUAUUCCGUAAUUAGUGCUUACUUUUGGUGUUGUGAAAUUGCUAAAUUCAGGCCACCACCAAAAUAUUAGUAAUGGUUCUUGUGAGCGAAGAAAAAGAACAUGACUAUUGUCUGAUUCAACCCUUUUCUAAACAUUUCUUCUUCCACAAGAAACAACAACCUAACUAUAUAUUCUGUUAUGUUUUAUUGUUACUCUCUCAUUACAUUUUCUGGGAUCAAAUAUGGCUUAUAUUGAUGGACAGGUCGGAUAUAGCGAGGAAUUUAUCAAGAAUUCAAGGGGAAUGCAACUCCUAACUUGCAAAUGGUUUCCAGUAAAUCAAGAACCAAGAGCUCUCAUUUUCUUUUGUCAUGGCUACGCAAUUGAUUGCAGCACCACCUUUAAAGAUGUUGCAUCUAAGUUUGCAAAAGAAGGAUUUGGUAUGUAUGGAAUUGAAUAUGAAGGGCAUGGAAGAUCAGGUGGCCUCAAUGUCUACAUUGAUGACUUCGAUCUUCUCAUCAAUGAUGUCUAUUCACAUUUCUCCAAAAUAUCUGAAAUGGGAGAGAACCCAAAGAAGAAGAAAUUUUUGAUGGGAGAAUCAAUGGGUGGAGCAGUAGUUCUUCUCUUGCACCGCAAGAAACCAGAGUUUUUGGAUGGAGCUAUCCUUAUUGCUCCUAUGUGUAAGGUGAACAGAUUCACACAUAUCAUUACUUCAUCAAUCAUCUCUUAUAAAUCAAGAAUCAUAAACAUAUCCAAUUACGAUUGUGAUGAAAGACAGAUUGCUGAAGAGAUGAAACCACCAAAAACAGUUAUAUCUAUGAUGAACUUGGUCAUACAUCUGAUCCCAUCAUGGAAGUCGAUACUUCCAGGGCCUGAUAUCAUUAACCUCGCUAUUAAACAGCCUCAUAAGAGACAAGAGAUUAAAGAUAAUCCAAAUUGCUAUAUUGGGAGGCCUCGUAUGAAGACGAUGAGCGAGCUUUUUAGAGUAAGCCUUGACCUAGAGAAUCGGUUGCACGAGGUGACAAUGCCAUUCAUAGUAUUGCAUGGAGAAGAUGAUAAAGUUACGGAUAAAGAAGCUAGCAAACUGCUUUAUGAGGUGGCUUCCUCCAAUGAUAAGACUCUGAAGCUGUAUCCUGAAAUGUGGCAUAGCCUUCUUUUCGGGGAGCCUUUGGAGAAGUCAGAGCUUGUAUUCAAUGACAUUGUCCAAUGGAUGGAGACCAGAAUCAAUACUCUUCAAGUGAAUGCUAAUAACAACCAUGAAGCAAAAUCUCAAAUCUGAUUUUACUCAUAUUCGGUUUAGACUAUAUCUGAUAACUAAAUUUUAUUUGCUUUUAAAAACUUUUUCUUUUCAAGGUUUCUGUAAAAGAGAAAAAAUGGGAUGACAUGAGAGAUUGAUGGUAUACUUUUCAACUUUAAAUUAUUAUUUUUAUCACAAAUUAUGACAAUAUUAUAUAAAUAAUUUUAUAACGAUAGUUCUAUUAUAAAAUAUGAAGUCUGACGAUCCUAAUUGUAUUCUCAUUUGCAUUACGUCGAAAAUUUCUUGUAAACUUUAUUUUCAAUUUGAUAUAACUGUUUGUAAAUUGUUUUCAGAUUUGAAAUUCAAAAUAUUUAAUGUAAAAAAUAUUAAUGAACUUUCAGUCAAACUAACCAAUUCUGACAAAUUAAGAAUUGAUUAAUCCAUUUUAAAUAUAUUGUUGACAUAUUUUAUUUACCUUUACACCAUGCAGUAUGUAGCUUUUGCCAAUGUCUAGAAAUGCAGAAAAUGAUUACAAAAAUUAUAAGUAGGGUAAGAAGAGAAAAGGUUAAUGAAGAAGUUAUUUGAGCAUAAAAAGUUUUAGCGUUGUUUUUUUUCACUUACCUGGACUUCAAGCUUUAUCUUCCAAGUUCAGUAUCAAUUCAUAGCAUAUUGAUGUUCUUCUUUUUUUCAUUUCAUUAAAAGAAGGAAAUUCUUUUGAAGACUGAUAGGCUACUGUUUGACCUGAAACAAUUUGAAUUUGGAUAUAGAACUGUAAAUGAUUUUGUCAUUAGAAGUUGAAAUUUUAGAGAGAAUCAAUGGAGUCAUUGCAAAGAAUUUAAGAAUUUACUAUUUCUGAAUGCAAGUAGAUAUGGAACUAAUAUAUGGCAUUAUCUAGAAAAGAUUAGCGCUUUCUAAAUAAUGGGAUUAUGGGAGCCGUGUGAAAUUAUCGGAAACUUUUAUUUUAUAUAUAAAAUAAUUAAAAAAAUUAGUUAAUAGACUAAACAGAUUUUUUUGCGUUUAAAAUU
Messenger RNA from Brassica napus (rape), 2730 nucleotides. RefSeq names its product caffeoylshikimate esterase-like. The record is from RefSeq and is a predicted model, not a curated record. The coding region runs from base 713 to 1747 and encodes 344 amino acids. Gene Ontology annotation, molecular function: lipase activity. The transcript has 7 exons. Lineage: Eukaryota; Viridiplantae; Streptophyta; Magnoliopsida; Brassicales; Brassicaceae. Gene Ontology annotation, cellular component: membrane.